Molecule: messenger RNA, 276 nt
Organism: Leishmania major strain Friedlin
Lineage: Eukaryota; Euglenozoa; Kinetoplastea; Trypanosomatida; Trypanosomatidae
Exons: 1
Coding region: 1-276 (91 amino acids)
Source: RefSeq, a predicted model, not a curated record
AUGGCUCUCCCAGACGAUCGCCCCGCCCUCUGUGUUCGCACCCACAAGAACAAGUCGAAGAUGGCCAGGCGUGCACGCCCAGUCGCAGAACCAUCCGUCCUGGGCCCUCUUCGCCUCAUCAUGGUGGUGGACCCCCUGCGUGUGCACCGCAGCCAGCAGCAGCUCUCCGCUGCACUCGUUCACUUCGCCACGCACGUCUCACUCGCACUGCACGAGCUUCUCCCGUCGCGUCUUUGGCGCAGCCGACAAGUCCCCCUUCAGGACAGCGGCCUGUGA